Molecule: messenger RNA, 1660 nt
Organism: Microdochium trichocladiopsis
Lineage: Eukaryota; Fungi; Ascomycota; Sordariomycetes; Xylariales; Microdochiaceae
Product: rab-GTPase-TBC domain-containing protein
Exons: 3
Coding region: 121-1392 (423 amino acids)
Biological process (GO): positive regulation of GTPase activity; endoplasmic reticulum to Golgi vesicle-mediated transport
Cellular component (GO): endoplasmic reticulum membrane
Molecular function (GO): GTPase activator activity
Source: RefSeq, a predicted model, not a curated record
GCGGCGUGGUUGGUGCUUGACUGUGCGGGGACCUGUCGAGGCUUCCAGCCUUUCGUGGCAGUCGGCCCGUCCUGUAAACGAGGCUAUUUUGGGCGGAUCGCUGCUUCUGGCUGCGUUUUGAUGAUGUCGGGGCAAUCUGAUGAGGGCUCGGUCGAUGUCAAGGUCGAAGCAGGCUCAACCACGACACAUGAACCAAGUGAGAAAUCUCAAGAUGGUCGAAGCCCAGAGCCUCCAUCGGAUUCCGAAAAGUUACGCAAAAUAAUAGAGGCGUGUAGUCGGCGCGAUGUAUGCCGGCUUAGUGAGCUUGCCGUGAUGGAAGGUGGAUUCAUAAGUGAUGAGCUGAGAUCACGGGCUUGGCCCGUCCUUCUUGGCUUCAACGAAGAUGUCGUCGAGCAUGGGAUGAAAUCCGAGCUCGAUCGGGCAGUCCCUGAUGAUGCCCGGCAGCGCAACGAACCCUGGCACGAACUGCCUCGUCAUCGCGAUGAGGACCAGGUCCGACUCGACGUGGAUCGAAGCUUUGUGUACUACCCCAAUGACGACUCCCAAUCUGGACUGGAGACCAAGAAGAUCGAGCUUUCAGAACUCAUCACAGAGGUGCUCAGGCGGCAACCAUGGCUCUGCUACUUCCAAGGCUAUCACGACAUAUGCCAGGUCUUCCUCCUGGUCCUCCCCAAGCCGCUCCGCGCGCCGGCAGUCGCGCGACUAUCCGGACUACGGAUCCGAGACUUCAUGCUCCCCAACCUAGCUCCGUCCCUCAUACACCUGAAGCUCAUCCCGGAGCUCCUCUACGCCGUAGACCCCAAGCUCUGCCGCCACCUGUCGACCACGGAGCCGUACUUUGCGCUCUCAGACACCCUGACCAUGUUUGCCCACAACAUCCAGCGGUACAGCGACAUUGCACGCCUGUUCGACGUGCUCCUCGCCCGCGAGCAGGUCUUUACCAUCUACAUCUUCGCCCAGAUCGUCCUGGACCGGCGCGAGGAACUCUUCGACCUCGACGAGCCAGACAUGCUGCACUUCACCCUGUCCAAGCUCCCCAGCAACCUCGACAUCGACGCCGUCAUCAUCGAGGCCGCGGGCCUCUUCGCCAAGCACCCGCCCGAGUCCCUCCGCGGGUGGCGCUCCGUCCCGCGCGCCAGCGUGCUCAAGACGGCACGCGACGUCCGCGCCUCGGCGGCGCAGAGCCUCGAGGACGGCAAGGCCCUGUUCGACCAGCAGCUCCGCGACCUCCACUGGGCCGAGAAGAUGCGCACGAUCAGCAGCUACGACACCUGGCAGAACAGGACCGCCGUGCUGACGCUGCUCGUCGGCGUCGCGGCCGCCGUGUACUUGAGGAGCAAAGGCACCGCUUCGGGUGGAGGGGGACUAGGGAUCCUCACGGAUUGGCUUUAAAGAGGGUUUGUGCCCAUGGGGAACCAACAGCACUCAGGGGGGACUGCUAGAUCGUGUUACACAACUAGAGGGAAUAGAACCCAGGACGUAGUCCCUGCUUUCGGUCUUCCUGAGUGGCAGCAGGCAGGAGACGAUAUUGCAGGGCGUUUUCAAUUCGCGGCGCGUAAAUCCGCCAUGAUGACUUUGGGGUACAAGAUUCAGCCACUUGUAGUAUCUAUUCAAUCUGCCAAGGAUAAUUUAUUCCGCCGCAUGUUGUGGGCACGCAAGU